UGCACCGUCACGGCGUCAUCAAGAGACAAAAUAACUGCUGUCAGAGCAUAUGUAUGUACGAGUUUACGACUAUCGACAAGUCGCGCACGUCCUGCUGAAGAUCACAACGGGACAGCACGUCAACACUUUUAUAAUAUUGUAAUUUGUAAUCAUAAAAAAAUUUUAUCGUAAAUAUUAAUUUUCCAUUAAUGUGUCACGACCAUAAUAUAAGUUUACCGCGGGUUAUACCUUUGCCGUGACGUGGAGUUUUGAUACUUUGAUAAGUUUAACUUAAAUAUAUAUAAUAUAUAAAAAAAAAAAAACACUAUUCUGAUCAAAUAUUCAAAUAUUUAGAAAAAUAAUAUUAAAAAUAGGUACCUAUAUAAUAUUAACUUUAGGGCUUGAAAACGUAGUGUACUCCAGGAGUGGUUAUCACACCAAUUAAAAACAUUGAAUUCAAAAAAAUAAUUAGGAUAUCUUCAAUUUUUGUUUUUUGACGUUGGGCCGGCCAUCUGCCUUACACAAAAAUAAACUUUAGGAGCACAAAUUUUGAUUCGAAAACAGGCAUUCUUGAAUUUAACAGUAUACAGGGGUGGUGAAGGGCUAUCACCACUUGGUAAUCCUUUGGAUCCGUGCUUGCAAUAAAUAUUAAUAUCAAACCUUGAGUUUUAAGACACCAUUAGUCGAUAUUGAAUAUCCAGCAAACUAAAAAUCUUCACGGAUAUGGAGGAACAUACUACUAGUACUAUCGAUUGAAGAUUCAAUUUCUUGGUGUCCUAUUGGCUAUUUGAAAACAUUAUUAAUAUCGAAUAUGAAUAAUUUACGACGAGUUACAAGCAUGAUUCAAAAUUAUUCAGUAUCAUGUCCAGAAAAACCAGACAAGCGGUAUUUAUUUCAAAUCAAAGUAUAUUGGCUGUCAAUAGUCACUUUACUUAGUGUAUUGGUUACCUUUGUAUUUUGUGUUUUAUGGACUAUACUUUUUAAAUUGGAUGACGCUACAUCAACACACUGUGGCUAUCGAGUUAAAAAUUACUUGCCAACAAUAUCAACUGCUGUGGGAAACUAUCCAGUACAGCGAUUUAUUUGGACUUUAGUUAUAAUCGCUCAUAGUCCAAUAAGAUUUAUUGUGGUUGGUAUAUAUUACCAGUACUACACUAAUAUAAUUAAACCAUCAUUACACUGGUGUGUGGUAUUAUUAAGAUUUUUAUCCACUAUUGAAGUAUGCUCAUUAGUUGUAUUAUCAAUAUUUACUUCGUCAGAUUAUUACAGUAUUCAUGAAAAAAGUUUUGUCACUUUUAUCUGUGCUUCUGAACUUAACAUGGUUAUUUCAUCUAUCUUAUUGAAAAAAGGACGUAUUACUAGAACACUUAUGACAAAAUUAGAAGUGCGGUCAUUAAAAUAUAAAAUAUUUUUUACUUUAUUCAAUAUGAUCAGUUUUGCAAUUGCUGGCUAUUGUUUUCUGCGACAUAAUGCUUAUUGUGAAUCUGGUGUAUAUACAUUUUUUGCUCUUUUUGAGUAUUUAGUUGUGUUGAGCAAUAUGACAUUCCAUCUUACAGCAGUUUGGGAUCUAGCAGGUGUAUCAUUAGUGGUAGAUGAUAAUUUAAACCUCACCUAUCGAUGACUGAAGUCUAAUUAAAUUUAGUAUUUAUAGUGCUAUGAGAUACAAAUAUCUUAUUUAUUGUUUGAUUAUAGGUCUACUAAAAUGUGAUAUUAAUACCAAAUCAAAUUAUAAAAACAUAAUUAAGAUAUGCUAAUUGUUUUAAUUUUUAUAUUAACAUAUAGGCUAUUGUAUAUUAGUUUGCAUACAAUAUUGGUAUCUGGUAUAGCACAAAACGUAUUUAAGAUUGUUAUUGUUUUAAAUAGUUGUUAAGUAUCACAGUUCUUAAUGUUUUAUUUUAUGAGUAUAUAUAUUUUUUUAACUGUUAAAUAAAUAUUUCUAGGCUAAUUAAUAAUUAUUGUUAUAUUUUAUAUUUACAAAAUUAUUGUUAGUAAAUGAAUCUCAUAUUUUUACACAACUUUUUUUUAUAAAAUAAAUAUAUUUUAAUGUUGUGUAUGCUAGUCGAAUUGUAAUUAAUUUUAUAAAAUAUAUUGGUAGUAAUAAAGUAGUAAAAUUACUACUAUGAACAAACAAAUUAGUUUUUUAUGAAAGUUAUUUGUACGAAUAGUAAUUAUUUGUUUAUGAUUCCUGUACGCUUUAUUUAUUCUAAAACUUUUUUUUAAUAUUUAAGCACAUACAUAAUAUAUUUUUGUUAUAUCGGAAUUAGAGUACAAUAUAUUGUUGAAUAAAUAUUGAACGUUUUAAUUUUUUUA
This is a messenger RNA of Rhopalosiphum padi (bird cherry-oat aphid), 2289 nucleotides long. RefSeq names its product post-GPI attachment to proteins factor 2 (gene PGAP2). The record is from RefSeq and is a predicted model, not a curated record. Lineage: Eukaryota; Metazoa; Arthropoda; Insecta; Hemiptera; Aphididae. Gene Ontology annotation, biological process: GPI anchor biosynthetic process. Gene Ontology annotation, cellular component: endoplasmic reticulum membrane; Golgi membrane. The transcript has 9 exons. Bases 791 to 1600 code for a protein of 269 amino acids.